CCAUGUACAUCUAUAACCUCUCUACCCUGUUUCCUGUUUAGGGUUUUGGUAUGGGAAAAAUAUCCUUCUUCACAUACCUAUGGAGACAUGUCAAAGUUAUGCGUCCCUAUAUAAAUAUGAGGCUGAGCAAUCCAUCUCUUUCUCUACAGGACAAGGUUGAAAUGGAAAAGAUUGCUAGAUGGGUUCUUGAAAUUGGUGAGGGCCGAGCUCCAAUGGUAGCCAAGAAUGGCCAGCCAGAAAAUGAUUGGAUACAAAUACCACAGAAUUUUGUGCUGUCACCAAAUGGUCCUAAGAUACCAGCCAUUGCUGAUUCCAUAUAUGAUGAUUUCCAUCUUUUCUAUGCAUCCAUCCCUUAUCUUGCCCAACGAUCUAUAGUAUGCCCUGUCAAUACCAUCAUUGAUGAGAUAAAUAAUUUCAUGCUUGAUAAAGUGCCUGGUUGUGCUCGUGAGUACCUGAGCUUUGACAGUAUUGCUAACUCAUCAGAACAGCCUUCAGAUUUCCAAAUGCUAUACCCACCGGAGUUUCUAAACUCCAUAAUUCUUAAUAAUUUUCUGCAGCAUCGUCUUGAUCUCAAAAUAGGUGUUCCUGUUGUCCUUUUAAGGAACAUAAAUCAAUCAAUUGGACUCUGCAAUGGCACUAGGCUGCUAAUCGAGAGAUUUGGUGACCGUUUACUAGAGGGUACAAUCAUGACUGGGAAUCAUGUUGGACAUUCAGUUUGCAUACCCAAAAUUGUUCUCAAUGGUACAAGCCCAAAAUGGCCUUUCACUCUGCAACGACGUCAGUUUCCAGUAAGAGUUUGCAGUGCAAUGACGAUAAACAAAUGCCAAGGCCAAAUGCUAGGAAAAGUCGGUGUAUAUCUUCGUGAGCCAGUGUUCACUCAUGGGCAGUUGUAUGUGGCCGUGUCAAGAGUAAACUCAAAUAGUGGUCUUAAACUACUUAUUGAAGAUGAUGAUGGCGAACCAGUUGACACAACAAGAAAUAUUGUGUACCAGGAGGUUCUAAGACGUGUAGCAGCUGCACUAUCAGGGCUAUUAGUUAAUAAGAUUUUGCAGAUCCUGAUUGUGCAUGUUCCAGAUUUUUUUUUGGUUAUGUGUUCUGUCUCAGUUAGUUUAGUAGUAUCUUUAUAUGUUUUGUUGUGUGCUGUCUCAUCUUUUCUUGUGUGCUGUCAUUGUUAAAAAGUCAUCCAGGUGCACCAUCACCUAUUUUAAACGAGCCUUACAUAAAUAUAUGUUCACCUCUCUUCACUAGUGCCUGCAAUAGAUGCUACCAUUUUAGUUAAACAUUGGGUCGAUGAUUUCCAUUUUGUGAUAUCUGCUACUUAACCUGGUUGGGUAAUUAUCUUUAUGACUAUUCUUUGAUCUUCCUUUUUAUCUCCUCUGCUGUUACUUGGUUGCCUUCCAAAAAUUGGUCAUAGUGCUCUAAUCUUUAAAAAACCUGUAUUACCUUCAUUUACAUGUCAUUGCCUGGUCUUUUAAUAUUUUAUUUCACUAUUUGUCAGGAGCAUGUUGCUACUACCAUUUAUUAAAUUUACUUGCUUUUUUUUCUCCUGCACACAACAUUUAUCUUAGAUAAUAGCUACUGUUCAUUCUCCUUUGCCUACAAGAUGGAGUAUUCAUAGCUGAAAGAUGUCACUUCUGAAUCACAACAUUGGACUGUAAGGACACGGGUUGUCAGGUUCUCAGAAUAUCUAAGUAAUGACGAUCCCCUAAAGAUUCUUAGGCUUGACCUAAUACUUCUUGAUGAAGAGGGAAAAGCCAUGGAAGGUCAAAUUCCAGAGAACUGGAUACCAUUAUUUAAACCACAGCUAAAGGAAGGAUUUGUUUACUAUAUCAAAUACUUCCAAGUUUGCAAUGCCCGUGCAACAUAUUGUCCUGUCGACCAUCCAUACAUUAUGAGGUUCACUGCACAUACUAAAGUAUAUGAGGUCAAAAAUAUUCAAGACACCUUCCCAAAAUAUGCAUGUGCCCAGGCAACAUAUGAGGUGCUUCGAAACAGAAUAGGCAUUACACAGUACUGUGCAGAUGCCAUCGGAGUUUUCACAGGAUGUUCACAUGUGAAAGUGCAACAAACAAAAGGAGGAACUAAGCAUCUACGAAAUGUAUACCUCACUGAUGGCAGAGAGAUAGCUGUUGUUUCUUUAUGGAAUCAGCAUGCAAGCGCUUUCGAAGCUGAGCGCUACAUGGAAAUGGCACACCAUGGUCCAGUUGUGUUUCUUUUUGUUGGCAUGACAUGUCGCAUAUUUGAAGACAAACUGACACUUCAAGGAUCUACAUUAUGCAAAUGGUAUGCCAAUCCAGAGCUACCAGAGACUGCUGCCCUACAGGAUAGCUGUACUGGCCGACUUCCUCCACCUACAUGGUUUGGCCCAACCGCAGCACAAAUAGAACCAGAGAGAAUAACUUAACAGAACUAUCCCAGUUUACAAAUCCACAUGUUAUCUACAUUGAUGCCUCUAUUUUUCUUCGUUCACACAGAGCAAUAGGUACAUUACCAAUGCAAAGAUCAAGCAUGUGGUUCCUAAUCAAUCAUGGUGGUAUUGGGCUUGUGAGAAGUGCAAUAAAACAAUGCAUCCACAUGGAGACAAAUAUAAAUGCGUUGUCCCUACAUGUUCUGGAACAACAGGAGGACCUAGAGCAGCAAAGUGAAAGAACUAUACAACUUAUGUUCUUUGGAUCCAUAGCACAAGAAAUAAUUGGCACUCCAGUUGAUACUCUUAUUGCUGCUAAUGAAGGCCUGGGAAUCUUCCUCCCAACAAAAAUCACUGCCCUCUAUGGAAAGUAGUAUGAACUCCAUGUAAGUGUUUCACCAAUGUCACUACAGCAGGUCAACAUCACCUAUCAAGUUGAUGCUAUUGUACACGUUGCUAACAUCCCUGCACCUACACCACCUUUGUUGCACCUCCCACUUGAGGGACAAUCUCCUCAUCAGCCAGCAACACAAAACCAAGAACUCCACUCUACUGAUAAAUCUGCAGCCAUCACUUGACCAAGUGGUUCUGGGUCUACACCAUCUGAAUGCAAUAAGGACACGACCUUAGCAUUACCUGGUAUAGGUACAUCAGGUGUAGAAAACCCUGACCAUCAGGUCCUUGCAGGGACAAAGGCUCCUGAAUCAUCUGAAACCAACCUGCCUUCAACUCCAGCCUCACUUGCAGACCUAAAAAAAACUCAGGUUCCGACCCAAAGAGCAAAAGGAACAAACGUCCAGCCGACGACGCAUCUAAUAGCCACAAAGAAAAUGAUCCAGGUGAUAUUCAUACGACAGCCAGAAAGAAGACCAGGAGGCAACUAGAUCUCACCAAUCCAGAUGAACAGAACUAGUCCUUUGCAGUCCAGCAGUGCCCUCCCUGACGUUGGCCAACUAGACCAUCUCCAUUGAAGGGAAGAGAGCCUGCACCCUCCUAAGAAACGUCUUUAGUCAGAUGUUGAACAUCUAUAUUAUGUGCUCCGAACAACUGCCAUAUGUAAAUUAAUCAGUACUACCUCAGCUUGCCAAACAUUGUGCUAUGUGUGAUCGUACUCCUAUGCUCGGUACAGCACCUGUGAAAUAAGCAAAAAAAAAAAAUA
Panicum hallii is the source of this 3566-nucleotide messenger RNA. RefSeq lists its product as uncharacterized. The record is from RefSeq and is a predicted model, not a curated record. NCBI's taxonomy places the organism in Eukaryota, Viridiplantae, Streptophyta, Magnoliopsida, Poales, Poaceae. The coding region runs from base 51 to 1175 and encodes 374 amino acids. The transcript has 14 exons.